Messenger RNA from Malassezia restricta, 1107 nucleotides. Its product is annotated as protein phosphatase methylesterase 1. The record is from RefSeq and is a predicted model, not a curated record. Gene Ontology annotation, molecular function: protein methylesterase activity. The coding region runs from base 1 to 1107 and encodes 368 amino acids. Gene Ontology annotation, biological process: protein demethylation. NCBI's taxonomy places the organism in Eukaryota, Fungi, Basidiomycota, Malasseziomycetes, Malasseziales, Malasseziaceae. The transcript has a single exon.
AUGUCUCGAGAUUUGCGUGUCGCGUUGUUCAAACAACGACAUCCGCCCCCAUUACAUCACGAGGACAAGGAGUAUGAAGACGAGCAUGAUGAGCUCGGUGACCUCCCGUCGUUUGGCGCAGGGUCUACGUCGCCGGCCCGUGCUCCUGCCUCGUUUACGCCCCUCUCCUCUGACGACUGCUUCGCCACAGCGUUGGAGAUCGACAUUCUAUGUGCACCUAACACACAUGCGACAAUACGUGCGUACUAUACGCCCCCCCGAGGUGAGUCGAAUACGGUCGUGGUGUGCCAUCAUGGCGCUGGCUUUGGUGCCCUGUCGUAUGCACUCAUGGCCCGCGACGUAUCGGCCUUGAGCCAGGGUGAACUUGGCAUCUUAGCGUACGACUGCCGUGGGCAUGGAAGGUCGACAUUCCCAUCCCACAUCGUGAAGGACAUGUCCCUCGCAUCUCUGACGUCUGACAUGAUCGCUGUGCUGCAGACGCUUUUUCCAGCUUCGGACGCGCGUCCCUCCAUCAUUCUGUUGGGUCAUUCCAUGGGUGGUGCGGUGGCGGUCGAAACGGCUCACGCUUUAGAGCGCCAAAACGACAUUCGCGUCACGGGCGUAGUUAUGAUUGAUAUCGUGGAAGAAACUUCGCUCGAGCUUCUGCCGAGCAUGAGUCGCAUCGUUCGUCAAAGGCCGGAGGGAUUCGUUAGUGUGGCAUCGGCCAUUCAGUGGCAUGUAAAAACACGCACGAUUCGCAAUGCGGAGAGUGCGCGCCGAAGUGUGCCAUCGCUCGUGCACCAGUCCCGGAGACAUGCUAUGCUGCCUUGGCGCUGGAACGCUGACUUGAUUGCUACGGAACCGUACUGGACAGGAUGGUUCCAAGGGCUGUCGUCCAAGUUUUUGACGUGCCGCGCCGCCCGACUCCUUGUGCUGGCUGAGACGGAUCGACUCGAUCAGACUCUGAUGAUUGGCCAAAUGCAGGGCAAAUACCAACUGUCCAUCAGUCCUCACGCAGGCCACUGUGUCCAGGAGGACGCGCCGUAUGCGACGGCGCGUACGCUCGUCCAGUUCUGGCGGCGAAACGACCGACUCCCACCCGGGCUCCGUCCUGUAGGUACGACCUAG